Molecule: messenger RNA, 3207 nt
Organism: Camponotus floridanus (Florida carpenter ant)
Lineage: Eukaryota; Metazoa; Arthropoda; Insecta; Hymenoptera; Formicidae
Product: HEAT repeat-containing protein 6
Exons: 12
Coding region: 15-3167 (1050 amino acids)
Source: RefSeq, a predicted model, not a curated record
AUAUAUAUGAAAUAAUGGCUUCAUUACACAUAAAUCAUGCAGUUAGUGAUACUACAACAAAGUUUUUUUCAAUAAUUGAAAGAUUGCUAUCAUUAACUAGUUCAAAGCUCAGUAAUAAAAAACAAAUUAAUGCACACUUAAGUGAUCUCAAUGAAUUGGAUUACAGAUGCCUUAAUAUUAUAAAUAAUGAUGCAAUAUUAUUGUUAGUGAAUCAGCUUUGUGUGAUUAUUCUACCUACAGAAACAUCUUUAGUCAGAAAUGCCUGUAAAUUUUUAUACAAUUUAACUCAAAAUAAUAUCAAACUGCAUGGCCGAACAUUUGCGACUUGUAAACGAUGGAUUUUAGAAGCAUUAGAAUUUUCUGACCCACUGGCACAAGUUGAUGUGUUAAUUGCUAUAAAAAGUUUUUUACAUGCUGGAUAUUUUGACGAUAUCAAUCAUUAUGCACGUCUGUUACUUAGGGAUAAAGGCUUAUUAAUAAAAUACUUAAAUUCUUCAAGCAAUGCAUGGUCUGAAAUCAAUUUCCAUGCACUUGGAUGUUUAGAAGAAAUUGUAAACAAAAGUAAUAGUAAUCAUGUAUCAGAAGAAUUUAUAUAUUUGAUAAAAGAUAUUAUUUUUAAAAAUCUCUCACUGUUACCAUAUGGCAAUGAUGAUAAAUUUUAUUAUAGUAAAAUCAUACAUUUGUGUUUGCAUAUUUUGCAUUGUAUAAUUUUGGAAAAAUUAAUUCCUAAUUCUUCUGAUAUUGUUGGAGAGAUAUUAGGAGUAGUGCAAGCAUUUUUAUUUCAUGGUAUUAAAGGCUACAAUGUUACAAAACCAGAAUUACUUCAUCCUGCAGCAAUGAAUCUCCCAGAACGCAUUCAUAUAGUACCAAAAUGUAAGAAUCUUAAAAAUUACAAAGCAAAGCUGAAGAAAACACCUACCAAGAAGAGUGUAUCCGAUAUAGAAAAUAGUACCCUUCCAGAACAUACUGGAAUUUCCAAAUAUUCCAGCGAUUCAGAUACAUCAGAUACAGAAUUUAAUAAUUCUGUCCAUAUAGAUUCCAAAGUAAGAUUGGAAGCUGUGCAUUUAUUGCAGACUCUCAUGGAAAUUAGUCAGAGUAGAGAGAUUUUUGGGUAUUGGCCACAAAUUGUAGCAACUGGUUCACGAAAUGACGCUCGAGUAUUAACGAGAAGCAUAUUGAUGGAACCUAUAUCUAAAGUUAGACAAAAUGUAUUAAGUACAUUAACUGAAUUGUUGAUAAGCGCUAGACCAUUCUUGAUACAUGCAGAAGAAACCGAUCAUACUUCCUUCAUCACAUUUUUCGGCACAGUAUGUUUAAUGAUCAAAGAACUGCAUUUUACAUUAUCAUUAAUUUUGUUUACUGAGAAAAAUGUGACUGUUUUAACGCAUGCAUUAAAAUGCACUGCAGCUCUUGUACAAGGAACACCAUAUGAACGAUUAAAACCGGGUUUAGCUACCAAAUUAGUACGGAAUUGUAGAUCACACAUAUUUCAUAAAGAUCCCACUGUACGAGUUGCAGCACUGUCUAUUUUUGAAGCAUUUGCUUCCAGCGAACCUAUCACUCAGGAAAUAUUAAACAUAUUAGCUAAACAAUCUAUAGGUGGUACAGAAUUAGGAAAAUUACAACUUGAUUCUGGUUCAAUUAGCGAUGUUGGAACAGAAGAAGAAGAAAUAGAUAUUGAGGAUCUCAAUAAUUCAGUAGACAAUUGUACUGAAAUUAAAACAUCAAAAGAUGAAAGCGUCUGUUUGCUAAUUCGCGUUUGUUUAGAAAAUAUAUCUAAUAAGAUAAUUAGUACACCUGUACGACUUCAGUCUUUGAAACUUAUGGGGAGAUUAGCAUUUAAUACAGGAAGUCUCAUAUUUCCUCACUUAGAAAAAGUAACCACAAUCUUAAUCUCAGUUAUGGAAGAAUCAGAAAGCCAAGUGAUAUUACAUGCAUGUCGGGUUUUAGAAAUUAUGUCUGGUUGUCUCGCAAAUAUUGAGACUUAUCAUAGUGACGGUAUAUUAUUUUGGAACAUUAUAUUUGAUUCUAUGAUAUCACUCGCGCAAACAUCGCAAACCAUAUUGCGAGAAGCUGCUUGCGAUUGUCUAGGUAGCAUAAGUGGAAAUGUAUUUACACAAUUAUCGAGGCAAAAAACUAUAUUAAUAAUUACAAUACUAUUUGGAGCAGUCCGCGAUGAAGAAAGUGCCGUGAGAGCAGCCGGCUUACGUGCAUUAGGAAUGUUGGUAACUUUGUCGGUAUUAGAAGACGAUACUGGUUUCCUUAUGGAUUUAGCUGAUAUAGUUUGUCUGGCUCUUGAUGACAAAAAUCUCGGCGUUCGCGUGAAAAGUGCUUGGGCAUUAGCAAACUUGUGUGACUGUCUUUCUAGACAAAAACAGCAUGAAGAGAUAGAACCAUUCUCUCUAGAAGUUUUGCUGGCCAAAUUAUAUCAUAUAAGUGUCAAGGCUGCAAAAGAUAAUGAUAAAGUAAAAUGUAACGCUGUUAGAGCAAUUGGAAGUAUUUUAUAUCUAUGUCCACAAAAGCACAUACUCUCUGAUACAACAUUAGGAUUAAAUGCACUUAUUAACUGUGCUAUUUUAGGAAACGAUAUGAAAGUACGAUGGAAUGCUUGUCGAGCUUUAGGAUUAGUUUUGAGUCACAAUCCAGAUGCAAUAUUGCCAUCUUCUUGGAAAGAUGAAGUAUUUCCAGCACUUUCCACCUUGAUAUGUAAUAGUCCCAAUUUUAAAGUACGUACCAAUGCUGCAUGGGCACUGUAUUCAUGUAAUUAUUAUGGUAAAUAUACCAUAAUGUUGUGGAAAAGUAUUGUAUUGGCAUUUGAAAAUGCUCAACAUGUCCCAAGCUUUGUUGAAUAUCCACAUCGAGAUGCACUAAUUCAACAAUUGUGCCUUACUCUUGCUCGCGUUGCUGCCUGUACAGAAAAAUCUGAACUACAAAGUCUUUGGCUCGAAAUUGGCGAUCAUGUAGAAGAAAUUUCUAAUGUUGUGAAGCAAUUUCAGGAAACUGUCUUACCUGAAAAAUUGGGAGAUUUAAUCAAAGCAAAAGCCCAAUUGGAACAACUAACAAAGAGCACAUGUUGUAUUGAAGAUCAACAAAUUGCUCAAUCUUUAACAAAUAUAUUUGAAAGAAAUCGCUAUGAUUAUUUUGAUGUUAUUACACCUACAAUAUAACUUUGUAAAAUGAGGAAAUAAUAUGACUUUUUUCAAGCAA